This is a messenger RNA of Oryza sativa Japonica Group (Japanese rice), 2166 nucleotides long. RefSeq names its product CDP-diacylglycerol--serine O-phosphatidyltransferase 2-like. NCBI's taxonomy places the organism in Eukaryota, Viridiplantae, Streptophyta, Magnoliopsida, Poales, Poaceae. The record is from RefSeq and is a predicted model, not a curated record. Gene Ontology annotation, molecular function: L-serine-phosphatidylethanolamine phosphatidyltransferase activity. Gene Ontology annotation, biological process: phosphatidylserine biosynthetic process.
AUUUUGGAUACAAGACGCAAAAAUACAACAAAGGUAGUUGGAACUCGGCGACGAAAUCCACCGUACCCCGGGUUUUGCCAGCCCAGGAACCCCCGCCCGGGACCCUCUGCCAGCCAGCCCCGUUACAGGUGCGGUGGCCACCCGCCCACACGACGGACCAGCCCAACAACGCCGCGGCGCCUGCGCCUCCUCUCGGUCUCGCGGAGUCGGUGGCGCCGCGGCCGCUGCGGCGUUGGGCGGCGCGCGCGCCCCCGAAGGCCGAAGCGUUACGUGGAGGCCGCACGCACGCCGACCCCCCCUCCCCUCGUCUCCGUCGUCGUCAUCAUCCACUCUCCUCUCCCCUGGUUUUAAAGAAGACGAGACCGCCACUUCUUCGUCUCAUCCAACCCAAGUACCCAACCCGCGUCGUCAUCGUCGUCUUCCUACUUCCUCCUCCUCCCCACCCCACGCACGCGCGUGCGGCGCCGAUCGCGGCCGACGCCGAGAUUUCCGCGUGCGCGUGGAGAUAGGGCACACCCGUUCUCUCUCUCCCUCUCUCGGGCUCUGAAGCGCUUCGCUUGGUUUGGCGUGUUGUUUGGCUGCCGCGGCAGUUUUCUCCUGUCACAUAUCGCAGAGGGUUCUGGAAGUGGGAACAUGGAGGCGAAGCAGAGGACGAGGCAUCGCGACGGAGAGGAGAGGAGGCUCGUAGCGGCGGCGGAUGGCGGCGCCGAGGAGUACGACCCAUGGACGGCGUGGCUCUACAAGCCGCACACCAUCUCGGUGCUCCUCGUCGGUGCUUGCCUUCUAAUUUGGGCAAGUGGAGCGCUUGAUCCAGAGGGUGCUUCUUAUCACAGUAGUGCGACAUCUAUUAAGAGGGGUGUCUGGGCUAUGAUUGCAGUCUUCCUUGCUUACUGCACUCUCCAAGCACCUUCAACGAUACUUAUUAGGCCCCAUCCUGCUGUCUGGCGCCUGGUGCACGGACUGGCUGUCGUUUACCUUGUCGCUCUAGCCUUUCUUCUUUUCCAGAACCGCGAUGAUGCUCGCCAGUUCAUGAAACACCUUUACCCUGAUCUUGGAGUUGAAUUGCCGGAGAGAUCUUAUGGAGCUGACUGCCGUCUGUAUGUUCCGGAAAACCCUAAAAACAAGUUCAUAAAUAUUUAUGAGACAUUAUUUGACGAAUUUGUGGUUGCCCAUAUUUUGGGUUGGUGGGGUAAAGCCGUAAUGAUACGAAACCAGCUUCUUCUUUGGGUCCUCUCGAUUGGUUUCGAGCUAAUGGAGCUUACAUUCAGACAUAUGUUGCCAAACUUUAAUGAGUGCUGGUGGGAUAGUAUUAUUUUGGAUAUCUUGAUCUGCAACUGGUUUGGUAUAUGGGCGGGGAUGCACACAGUCCGUUACUUUGACGGUAAAACAUAUGAGUGGGUUGGACUGAGCCGACAGCCAAGCAUCAUGGGCAAGGUGAAAAGAUCACUGAGCCAGUUCACCCCUGCACAAUGGGACAAGGAUCAAUGGUACCCUUUCAUGGGGCCGUUGCGGUUCGUUCAAGUGUUGUUCCUGUGCGUUGUUUUCAUGACAGUGGAGCUCAACACAUUUUUUCUUAAAUUUUGCCUCUGGAUUCCUCCAAGGAAUCCUUUGGUUGUGUACAGAUUAAUCCUAUGGUGGUUGAUUGCUAUUCCAACCAUCCGUGAGUACAACUCCUACUUGCAAAACAGCAAACCGGUGAAGAAGGUUGGGGCUUUUUGCUGGCUCUCUCUAGCUAUAUGCAUUGUAGAGCUUCUUAUAUGUAUGAAGUUUGGACAUGGGCUGUUUCAUGAUCCCAUGCCUACUUGGUUGAUCAUCUUUUGGAGUUCGGUGGGGGUAGCACUAGUGGUUUUCUUGCUUGCAUGGUCUUGGAGGAAUCACCUGAAAUAUCAGAGAAAGCGGCUAUAAUGGAUUAAUUUUUCGGAAGAUUUUCGACUCUGGACCCCCUUCAAACUUGUUUCUUCUUCUUGAUAGGAUGUACAUAUGUGAUGGGUGAUGAUGUAACUUAAAUGUGAUGGGUAAUUAUGUAACUUUAAAUCCUAGGAUAAAGCAAUUUUCAGCUACAUUUCACAUUAUGUUUUACAAUAGCCAAUUGUUGCCUCGCAAGAGGGAUGGCUAAUUUCAGAUUAAUAAGUGAAAUAUUACCAUGACGUGAUUUUGCUCCUGUGA